Molecule: messenger RNA, 1422 nt
Organism: Rosa chinensis
Lineage: Eukaryota; Viridiplantae; Streptophyta; Magnoliopsida; Rosales; Rosaceae
Exons: 2
Coding region: 1-1422 (473 amino acids)
Biological process (GO): DNA integration
Molecular function (GO): nucleic acid binding
Source: RefSeq, a predicted model, not a curated record
AUGAUUGCACCUGAUUGGAAUAGACCAUUUGAGUUGAUGUGUGAUGCUUCAGAUUUUGCUAUGGGUGCUGUUUUGGGUCAAAGGAUUGAGCGAGCACUCCAUGUGAUAUAUUAUGCUUCUCGGACUUUGAAUGAUGCUCAAGUCCAUUACACUACUACUGAGAAGGAGCUUCUUCCUAUUAUUUUUGCAUUGGAGAAAUUUCAGAGUUCUCUUCUUGGGAGUAAGGUGAUUGUUCACACGGAUCAUGCGGCAUUGAGAUAUUUGUUAAGCAAGAAGGAUGCCAAGCCCCGUUUGAUUCGUUGGGUGUUAUUGCUCCAGGAAUUUGAUAUCGAGAUCAAGGAUAAGCUGGGUAGCGAGAACCUUGUUGCAGAUCAUUUGUCUAGACUGGAGCAUGGCAAAGACUCUUCUGAUAUACCAUUGAUUGAGCAUUUUCCCGAUGAGUACUUAUUCCGGGUUGACACUGAGAUGCCUUGGUUUGCAGACUUUGUGAAUUAUUGGGCUAGCAAUGGUACUUUUAUUCCGGAUAACUAUGAUGCACAAGCCAGAAAGAAGUUUCUUAGAGAUGCUCGGUCAUAUAUUUGGGAUGAUCCGUAUUUGUGGAAGGUGGGUAAGGACCAGGUGAUUAGACGAUGUAUUCCUCAAUGGGAGACCCUAGAGAUUAUUUCAUUGUGUCACUCAUCUUUAUGUGGAGGUCAUUUUGGUGGAAGGAGGACAACUUUCAAGAUCCUUCAGUCCGGUUUCUUUUGGCCUACUUUGUUUCGAGAUUGUCAUUCUUUCGUGCUUGAAUGUGAUAUAUGUCAAAGGAUCGGACCCUUUCCGAAGUCUUAUGGGAAUGAAUAUAUCAUAGUCGCAGUUGAUUAUGUUUCGAAGAUUAUUAUUAGUGAUGGUGGCACACAUUUUAUCAACCGGACUUUUGAUGCUUUGUUGAGGAAAUAUGGAGUCAAGCAUACGGUUGCCACACCUUACCACCCUCAAACCUCCGGUCAAGUGGAGGUGUCAAAUAGGGAGAUUAAGAGAAUUUUGGAAAAGACGGUCAACUCUUCUAGGAAAGAUUGGGCCAUUAAACUUGAUGAUGCUUUAUGGGCCUAUCGGACCGCAUAUAAGACUCCUAUUGGCAUGUCUCCUUUCCGCUUGUGCUAUGGAAAGAAUUGUCACCUUCCGGUCGAGCUUGAGCACAAAGCUAUGUGGGCUAUUAAAUUUUUGAAUUUUGACUUGGAAGCAAGUGGUGAGAAGCGGAAACUUGAUCUUUGUGAGUUGGAGGAGAUCUGGGAAGAGGCAUAUGAGAGUGCCAAAUUGUUUAAGGAGAAGAACAAGGAGAUACAUGAUCGGAAAUUGGUGAAGAAAGCAUUUCUUCCCAAGCAAAAGGUUCUCCUAUACAAUUCUAGGCUCAAGUUAUUUUUUGGAAAGUUGAGAUCUAGGUGA